Messenger RNA from Condylostylus longicornis, 1627 nucleotides. RefSeq names its product protein Tube (gene tub). NCBI's taxonomy places the organism in Eukaryota, Metazoa, Arthropoda, Insecta, Diptera, Dolichopodidae. The transcript is spliced from 2 exons. Bases 71 to 1360 code for a protein of 429 amino acids. The record is from RefSeq and is a predicted model, not a curated record.
GCGAAACAUUUUGGAAAGUUUCUGGAAUAAUUUUGUAAUUUGGUUUAAUGAGUUUUUUAGAAUAAUAGCGAUGUAUAAAAGAGACACAGAAAUUCGCCAUUUAUCAUCCACAGAUGUAUAUAAACUAGGAUUAGAAUUAGAACAAUCAUGGAAAAAAUUAAUGAGAGUAAUUCCAAAAGAUUUGUCCCAAAUAAAAAGUUCAGUAAAUUUAGCUACUCCAGGGGGUUUUAAACAACACACAAUUGAACCUAUUGUAUCAAAAUAUACCAGUGAUCAUAUCCUAAUGGUUGAAAAAGCAAGUCGUGAUCAAAAUCGUUUGUCCGCAGAAAUCCUUCUAGAGGAGUGGGGCACUUCGGGGAGAAUUAGGCCUAAUGUUGGAAACUUAUUAGAUAUUUUGGUUAAAGCUGAAAUAUAUCGUGCUGCGGAUUUUGUAGCAGUACAUUUUCUUAAUGAAUCCCCACCUCAACGGCCACUAUCUGGACCAGCGGCUAAAAUUGAUAUUUCCAUUCCAUUACAGACUGAAGAAAUAAAGAAAAUUGAAAGUAUAUUGAAUGAUAUCGGUGUACCAGGAACGCAAAGCCUAAAUCAAAAUGCACAGCUAAGUAGUGAAAUAAACAAUAAAGACUAUUAUGAAAAAUUCAAAAAUGAUGAAAAGAAUUUAGGUAUAGAAUACAGCGAUUUUAUAAAAUUUUCUUCGUCUACAAUUCCAUCAACAUCUCAAAGUGAUUUUUUAUCACAAUCGGCAAACAUUCCAAAUAUUUCUGAAAUUAUUGAGACUAAAAAUGAAUUGAUUCUACACCAAAAUAGUAUGUAUAAAAAUCAUAAUGAAAACGACGAUAAUCAAGAAAAUAAUGAAAUAUAUCAAAAUGGACAAUCUUAUGAGAAUAUGGAAGGUGAUGAGGAUGAUGAUGAUAAUAUACCAAUUUUAAGCGCUUUAAAUGCUCAAGAUUUGUCAAAUGAUGAACAAUUUCCUGAUUUAAGUAUUUUAAAUGCCGAAAGUAAUAAUGGAAGUGGUAGCGGUAAUGGUGGUGGUAACGGCAAUAACACUGGUGAAAAUACCUCAAACAACAGUCGUUCGGGUAGCUUUGGGAAUUCAUCAAGUCUGAGUACAAAUACUGAUGAUGGCAGUAAUAUUUUAUCAAAUUUAAGUAUAUUAGAUCAAAAAAGUAAUGAUGAUUCUAGUUUAACUAAUGUUACUGAUACCAGUGAGAAUAUAAGUUUUGAAAAUGAUAACAUUAAUCAGACGAAUUCAAGUGAAAAUGCUACAAUUGAAGUUUCUAUUAAUGAAACAACAAGUUCGAUAAUUGAUUCAAGAAAUAAUGUUCCUUGCUUGAGUGAUUUAAAUAUAACUGAAUCGUAACAAUCUAAACAAUUUGUUUUUAAUACUACUCUUCAAGCUUACAGUAUACAAAAAUUUAAAAUGUUUUUUUUUUAUGUUCUCAUUUGUUUCUGUGGAUAUUCAUUUUUAAAUUUUAAUUUUUGAAUAUUUUUAAAUGUGGUUUUAAUACAAGUACUUAAGAAAAAUUUAUUAAUUUAUUAUUACAAUAAACUGUUCAACUGAAAAGCAUUUAAAAUGUCCAAUAUUUUAAUUUUUACUAUUUGAAUAACAAUUUUAAAGUAAAAAUAC